Molecule: messenger RNA, 3153 nt
Organism: Candidozyma haemuli
Lineage: Eukaryota; Fungi; Ascomycota; Pichiomycetes; Serinales; Metschnikowiaceae
Gene: SET1
Product: histone methyltransferase
Exons: 2
Coding region: 1-3153 (1050 amino acids)
Cellular component (GO): Set1C/COMPASS complex
Molecular function (GO): protein binding; histone H3K4 methyltransferase activity; nucleic acid binding
Source: RefSeq, a predicted model, not a curated record
AUGUCUUUCAACCGCCAGAGACAUAGACACCGGUACGGCUCCUCAGGCGGAUCAUCGAGCCUCGGUGGGCCUUCAGGCGGCAAGUAUCCUCUGCUGAGGCUGCCGCAUUACGAUCGUAAUCGAAAACCACGGGCUUCUGGGUACCUGGACUCGAGGAAUGAUUCCUUGAGAAAACCAGUCUCCGAUGGGAAUCCUACUCCAGAUCUGUCUGUGCAAACGCUGCCUACGGAGAGUCGUUAUAGAAACGGGUAUUCGUCGAAAAGUCAUAAAUACGCAAACGGUAACAGCCAUUCUGGCUCCAGACUGUCUUAUACUAACGAUGAUGGCUCUGCGGUGUCUACACCUCCCCAUAGCGCUUCGGACCCGACUUCGAGGCAUGAAAAAUUCAAGCUUUCGGGCACUAAUACAGCCACGGGCGAAAACCCGGUGGAUUCCAAGUUUGAGCAGUUCGAUAUCCUGAAAAACUACCGUGUAACAUAUGAUCCAGAACUAGACCUGGCACUUCCGAAAGCCGAAAGAAAGCAUAAUACCAAAAAAUUCCGUUUCCAGACCGAGCACCACGAUAGUCUGCCUUCUGACCCUCGUGUGAAGAUGGGUGUCCACAACUACUUCUCCAAACCCAACAAAGCAUCCAAGAAAUUGCAAUUCAAGCAUCUACCCCAGCCCAGGUUUAUAUACGACAAGGACUCUUUGGGCCUGCCUCCACUUACCGAGUUGAUAGUAUGGGAUCUUCCGAACUCCACUACAGAAGUGUACUUUGUCAACUUCUUCGAGUCUUUAGGAGAUAAGAUCAAGGAUGUGAAGUUCUUGAACGAUUCUGCCAAUGCUGUUCCACUCGGUGUUGCUACUUUCUCCUUUCAAGGCAGCGCAGAGAAGUCUUCUCGCACAGCCAAAGCACUUAUAAAGCGCGUCAGACUCGAGGCUCCCAAACUAGAUGGUGAAGAAUUGAAGAUUGGACUCAAUGACAGCGAGGGCCGUCUUCUAGAUACGAAGAUCAAAGUCGCCAAGGGCAGACUUCAAGUCGAAAGACUCAAACGUGAGAAAGCAGAGAAGAAGCUUCUGGAGAUCAAAAGAAAGAAAGAAGCAAGGGAAGCAAAGAAAGAGCAGGCUGCUGGAAACGCACCUGAUACAGAUAAGUCAAAGUCACCAUACGAGGGACAGCUUCCUAGCAACAAUACCACCACAAAGUCCAAGGUUCACAGAAACAGGCUCAUUGAAGGGUGUGAAAUCCCUGACGAACUCAUAAAGUACGUCAAAGACAGACCAUUCGUUUUUAUUGCAGAUGAGUUUGUUCCGGUGAACAAGAUCUCGUCACAGGACGUGAAGAAGGUCUUGAUGAAGUACGACUGGACAAGAGUGCUAGUCGACAAGAAAGGCUACUACGUUGUUUUCAACUCGCUCAAGGAGUGCUACCGCUGUUAUAAGUACGAGGACGGACUACGGUUUUUCGAAUACCGUAUGUUCAUGGAAAUGUGCGUUCCAAAAGAUUUCGAUCCCGAGAAGAUUGCAUCCAGAGUGGCUCAAAGCCAUAGCACUGGUCACGAUAUCGUUGACGAAGCUACCAACAUGCUUAUUAAAGAAUUCCAAACUUUCUUGAGUAAGGAUAUUAGAGAGAGAGUUAUUGCUCCUACCGUGCUAGACCUACUUUCACCAACAAACUACCCUGAGCUCAUGGCCGAUUUGAAGAAGAAGAAGGAAGAAGAGGAGGCAUUGGCCAACAAAAAGAAGCAAGAAGAGGAAGCCAAACCUGCUGGCUCUUACUCGUUCUUACAGGAUAGGCGUAAGGAUACCAAGAAGGGCGACCCUAAUAAUGAUCGUGUCUUGAUGCUUCCCAGCUUUACCAAGAAGCUUGGUGCUUCUCCUAAGGGUAAGACCAAGAAGAUGAAGAGUAUGCUUCCAAUGCAGCACGCUUUGAACUAUGCUGAUCAAGAUUCUGACGCGUCAGAUGAAGAAGAGUCGAGCCGGUCUGUGACUCCUGCCCCAUCCAUGAAGAGAGAGUUGUCUCUGACAAUCACCUCACAAGAAGAAGAGGCGCCAUCGAAGAGACAAAAGUCUUCUAAGCUUCGUGAGACUUUCAUGUACGACGAGACUUCCGAAGAAGAGGAGGAAACUGCCGAACCCGCUGAUGAGAUGGAAGUUGAGGAGGAGAAACCAGAAGAAGAGGCUGCACCAAUCGACGAACUCUAUGCUCCUACAGAAACCACCGCUCCCGUUCCCGUUCUUGAAGAAGUCGAACAACAAGCUGGCAGUCUAUUUGACUUACACAGAUUGGAGAAUGUUGUUAGGGACGACGAGGAUAUGGAGUUGGCGCGUAAAGUACUUGCCAAUGUCGAACCUGCCAAGGUCAAGCAUCCUGAGUACUGGGCUUGGAAGCAGAAGGAGCUGUCGAAAGCCAUCAUUUCUGAAGAAGAGUCUAUUGGAGUUCUUAGUGACCGUUUGGAAUGCUCUACAGGCUCCUUUAAGAGCGAAGGGUACAGAAAGAUUGCAGAUGCUGAUAAGAUUGAGUACUUGCCAUACAGAAGGAAGAUCCAUAAGCCUCUCAAGACCGUUCAGCAUGACGAGGAAGAGCACGCUUCUGGUGGAGCUGCCAAUAGUGGUGUUCAAAGCUCUCGUGUGAACCGUGCCAACAACAGAAGAUUUGCAGCCGAUAUCAGUGCCCAGAAACAGAUUUUGAGUACCGAGUCAGAUAUUCUCAACUUGAACGCUUUGAACAAGCGUAAGAAGCCUGUUUCGUUCGCCAGAUCUGCCAUUCACAACUGGGGUCUUUUCGCUCUUGAGCCUAUUGCAGCCAAGGAAAUGAUCAUUGAGUAUGUUGGAGAGAGUAUCAGACAGCAGGUUGCCGAGCACAGAGAAAAAAGUUACCUCAGAACAGGUAUUGGUUCAUCCUAUCUUUUCAGAAUCGAUGAAAAUGUUGUCAUUGACGCUACCAAAAAAGGUGGUAUUGCAAGAUUCAUCAACCACUGCUGUAACCCCAGCUGCACAGCUAAAAUCAUCAAGGUUGACGGUAAAAAGAGAAUCGUCAUCUAUGCAUUGCGUGAUAUUGACGCAAACGAAGAGCUCACGUACGAUUACAAGUUCGAACGUGAAACCAACGACGCAGAAAGAAUCCGCUGUUUGUGUGGUGCUCCAGGAUGUAAGGGCUACUUGAACUAA